UUUGGGACCGAUGAUGAUAAUAUCUGUUUUGUCACUAUUAAGUUUGAGAAAAUUUUGUUCCAUCCAAGUUUUGAUAUCAGCUAAGCAGUUGGUGAGGGUGGAGUAGAUGUUGGAGGUGAUGGAGGUGGUAGAAAUGUAUAGUUGAAUAUCAUCAGCGUAGCUGUGGAAGUUGAGGCCAUGUCGACGGAUGAUAUUGCCAAGUGGAAGGAUGUAGAGGAUGAAGAGAAGAGGACCAAGCACCGAACCUUGGGGAACACCUUGAGGUAAAGGGGCUAUGGAGGAGGAGCAGCUAUUUAUGUGCACAAACUGUUGACGGUUGGUGAGGUAUGAUUGGAUCCAGGACAGAGCAGAAUCGGUGAUAUUGAGGCUGGUUUUGAGGCGGGACAGGAGGAUAGAGUGGCUAAUGGUGUCAAAGGCUGCGGUGAGGUCUAGGAGGAUGAGGAUGGUAAGAUGGCCGGAAUCGGAGGAGAGAAGAAGAUCAUUGGUGAUUUUAAGAAGAGCUGUUUCAGUACUGUGUUUGGGACGGAAACCGGACUGGAAGGAUUCAAACAGGCUGUUGGAGUUGAGUGAUCCUGUUGGCAACCAGCCCUGCUUAUUUCAGAGGUUUCACCCUCAUUGCAUUGAAGGAGGGCAGGGAGGGCACCGUAGAUGAUGACUACACCGGACAGUUCCAGAUCAUUGAUGAAGAGGACACACAGUUCAUGACCAACUGUCCCCCUGCGGUAACAGAGAGCACACCUCGCAGACGCACCAGGAUCCAGGUGUACUGGACAGCGCCACCUACUGGGAGUGGUUGUGUCAUACUGAAGGCGAGCAUUGUCCAGAAGAAAAUCAUCUAUUUCCAAAAUGAAGGCUCUCUUACCAUCCGGCUCUGUGAGAAAGAGCGUGUGUUUGGUGAGGCGACUGCAGAUCCUACCAUGGAAUGCUGUGCUUGUGGGACAGCCAAGUACCGACUCACCUUUUAUGGAAACUGGUCAGAGAAGGUCCAUCCCAAAGACUAUCCCAGACGGGCCAACCAUUGGUCAGCAUUAAUCGGUGCGUCCCACUCCAGAGGUUAUGUGCUGUGGGAGUAUGGAGGUUAUGCCAGUGAGGGGGUUCGUCAGGUCGCUGAGUUUGGCUCCCCCAUCAAAAUGGAAGAAGAGAUUCGGCAAAAGGGAGAUGAAGUCCUGACUGUCAUUAAAACCAAAGCCCAAUGGCCUGCGUGGCAGCCGCUCAACCUGCGUGCUGCUCCUUCGGCAGAAUUUUCUGUGGACCAAAGUCGUCAUCUGAUGUCCUUCCUCACCAUGCUCGGACCUAGUCCUGAUUGGAACGUAGGACUGUCAGGAGAGGACCUUUGCACCAAAGAAUGCGGCUGGGUCCAGCGAAUGGAGACGGAGCUUAUACCCUGGGAUGCCGGCACUGAUAGCGGUAUCUCAUAUGAAUCGCCAAACAAGGCUACCAUUCCCCAAGAGAAGAUUCGGUCUUUAACUAGUUUGGAUCACCCUCAGAGCCCUUUCUACGACCCCGAAGGUGGGGCAAUUACCCCUGUGGCCAGAGUGGUGGUGGAACGCAUUGCUAGGAAGGGAGAGCAGUGUAAUGUGGUACCAGAUAGCAUUGAUGACAUUGUAGCUGACAUUGGGCAAGAGGACACAGAGAAAGAUGACACCCCCGAGACGUGUAUUUAUUCUGGCUGGUCUCCCUGGUCAGCUUGCAGCAGCGCCUCUUGUGAUAAAGGCAGACGGAUGAGGCAAAGGAUGCUUAAGGCGCAGCUGGACCUCAGCGUUCCGUGCCCCCACACUCAAGAUUUUCAGUCCUGUAUGGGACCUGGAUGCAGUAUGCAGGAGCCAUCGACAUGCAUGAUGUCAGAAUGGAUAAGUUGGUCAGCCUGCAGUGUCUCCUGUGGAAUGGGAAUGAGGUCCAGAGAGCGUUACGUCAAACAGUACCCAGAGGAUGGUUCGCUAUGCCAGCUCAACACGGAAGAGACAGAAAAGUGUGUCGUCAAUGAAGAAUGCUCAGCCAGCAGCUGCGUGGUGACUGAGUGGGGUGAGUGGGAUGCCUGCAGCGUCUCCUGCGGGAUGGGCAUGACAAGACGUGAGCGCAUGGUUAAAAUGCCUCCUAUUGAUGGAUCAAUGUGUAAAUCAGAGGUGGCAGAAGUGGACAAAUGCAUGAUGCCAGAAUGCCAUACCAUCCCAUGCAUGUUGUCACCAUGGUCUGACUGGAGUGAGUGUAGCGUCACGUGUGGGCGUGGCCUGCGGACUCGUCAGAGGAUGCUGAAGUCGGAUCCUGCGCAGUGCAAUGAAGAGUUGGAGCAGACUGAGAAGUGCAUGCUGCCUGAAUGUCCCAUCGACUGCAUGGUCUCAGAGUGGUCGGAAUGGUCUGAGUGCAACAAGUCCUGCGGUAAAGGACACACCAUCCGAACUCGCAUGAUAAAACUGGAGCCACAGUUUGGAGGCAACGUUUGUCCCGAGACCAUCCAGAGGAAGAAAUGCAAGAUCAGGAAGUGUCGAUCGAAACCAAAAGAUGACAGAGGUGAAGGCAAGAGGAGAAGGAGAGGUAAACAGGGAAGAGAUGCAGUUUUGGAAGAACAGGCAGGAUGUGGGAUGCAGGCAUGGACCGGCUGGACAGACUGCACCAAACCAUGUGGAGGGGGCAUCCAGGAGCGUUUCAUGUUGAAGAAGAAAAGAGCUAAAGGUGCAAUGUCAGCUAACUGCAAGGACCGGAAGGAGAUACGUGCCUGUAAUGUUAAUCCCUGCUAGGGGGUGCUGUUGAGUUGUUAACAGAGGCUAUGAGUAUGUAACUAUUGAUGUAUUUGAUAACAAUGAAAUGUUGAUAAUGUUGUGUACAGGGCAGGUAAAGGAUGUAUGGGUGGUCAAUAGAACUCAGUGAGGCGACUCAAAGUACAGAAAGAAGCCAGAAUAGGUGAGGUGAAGCCCGCGUAUAAACGUUAGCUGAUGGGUUGACACAUUUUUGUUUUUAACUUUAGAGCACUACACAGUUAUUAAGUAAUAGCGCUGUAGCUUUGAUGUAUUUUGGUAGUUUUUGCAUCUAGGGUAUGAAAUAAAUCGGAAAACCACAUGGGAUAAAAAUUCAUCUUCUACAUUUCUCAGAAUAAUCAAUCAGCUUUAAGGGGAAAAUGUCAGCUUUUUAACUGCAGAUGUCACUAAAAUAUGAUUUCCUCCAUAAAUGGAUGAACUAGUGUACACAGUAUGUACUUGACGCCUAUGUGGGUGGUCCAGCUGUCAAAAAGGAAGUCAGGGCAGUCACAAAGUUUUGCAGUACCACUAGUUUUGUAUGUAGUAUGUAGCACAGAGACAUGGUAAUGGUAAUGGUUUUAUUUCAUUUGAACAUGCAUCAGAUUACAAUUGAAUGCAUCACAUAAUCAGUUCACAGUUCCACAUGUCCAAAAGGAGUAGGAAGAAGCAAAGCUUAUUAAAUCAUACCCCUCCAUCUGGUACUUUUACAAUCAGUAACUGUUACAUUUGUUCACUUCCUGCUUUUCUAAUAUAUUUUUUUUGUUUGUUUUUUUAAUUUUAUUUUAUUUUUUUGUCACAUGCCGAAGUAGGAGGUGAUAUGACCAUCCAAUGACAUAAUGGGUACCAUAGUAAGUGUCAAUAUAGUGAUAUAUAUAGCACAUCAUGACUGGUUCAAGACUCUUCAUCCUUGUAUUUAGCAAACAUCAACUGCUUGUAUUGUUUCUUGAAUUGGCUCAUCGUUGUGCAUAAAGUAACAUUCAUACUUUUGCAUACAUUACAUGCAAAAUGAUCUGAUGUACAGUGUAGAAAAAAAUGCCUUGCACCCUUGCACCCUUGCAAGGUAUAUGAAUUGUCCAUGUUUUUGGUAAGUUGAAUUGAACUGAGACACACACAAUAUCAUAAAAAAGUGAAAUAAUGGUUAAUUAAUUUGUAUUUGAUUGAUUGGAACGAGAUAUGAGAUCCUCGUGUAAAAAGUGACUUGGUGGAGGUUAGACAUUUCCUGUAGUCACAAGGUUGCACACAUACCUACUCGCAUUUUUAGUGGGUUUAAAGUCUGGAGACUUUAGUUGAUUUCAAACAUACAUAUAAGUUUACAUUUUUGGAGUUCCACAAUCCAACGUCUGAAAAGGAGUAGUGUAUGUAAUCCUACCCCUUUGAAUAUCACAGCAAUCAGUCAUGAAUUUGGUCCCUUCCAUCCAUCCAUUUUCUAUGAAGCUUAUAUUAAUUGGUCACAGAUUUGUUCACUUCCUUUAUUCAAUUCAUAGUUGAAAUGAUCACGCUAACAGUGGUCUCGGUCUUACCAAGUUUGCUGAAGGGACAAGAGUUGGGGGUGCUGGAGCCUAUCCCAGCUGUCUUCUGGCAAGAGGCGGGGUACACCCUGGACUGGUCGCCAGCCAAUCACAGGGCACAUAUAGACAAACAACCAUUCACACUCACAUUCAUACCUAUGGACAAUUUGGAGUCGCCGAUUAACCUAGCAUGUUUUUGGAAUGUGGGAGGAAACCGGUUCUCCCACGCAUGCACAGGGAGAACAUGCAAACUGCACACAGAGAUGCUAGAGAGUGGAAUUGAACUUGGGUCUCAUAACUGCGAGGCCUGUGUGCUAACCACACAUCCACCGUGCAGCCUUAUUUCAGUCAAUCACAUACAAAUUCAUUUCUAACCUUUAUUUAAUUCAUGUUGUCUCUCUCUGUUAAAAUAGAUGACCCCAAAAUGAUGUAACAGGAACCGUUUCAAUCAAAUGUUAGUAGUUAGAAAUGAUGGGAAGGCAAUUAAAUAUUUAUAGUUUUAUUACAACACAGUAAAAUAGUAUCUGAAAAACAACCAACAUGAUUGAUAUAAGUAACUGACAAAUUGUUUCAUUAGAUAUACGUAUAUAGAAAAGGAGAUGUUUUUACUUUUAGAAGUUGUUAUAUGUACUUGGUCAUCAGCUGAUGUAGCAUUAGUACUGCAAAAAACAGUAUCUGCAUGUACCUGGGCACGUUCGCUAUAAUCCAUAGUCUGACUCGCAGACCAUUCCAGUCAUCAUACUGUACAUGUUGAGUAUUCCAAUGUGUAGACAAGGAAGGGAUACUGUAAGUUUGCAGGAAAUGUACAAUGAAAUCUUUCAUGACUGCAGGAAUAGCUUUUUCUUUUUUUUCCCACUAGCGGAGUCGAGAGAUUUUGUCAACCAUAACAGUUAGUGUUUUUAAGCCUCUUUUUGCUUCUGUGACAGUUUUUGUAUGAAAUCACAUUUGCAAUAAAAUGGGAAUGUCAAAAUAUUGUUUUUGU
Molecule: messenger RNA, 5222 nt
Organism: Doryrhamphus excisus (bluestripe pipefish)
Lineage: Eukaryota; Metazoa; Chordata; Actinopteri; Syngnathiformes; Syngnathidae
Source: RefSeq, a predicted model, not a curated record